AUGAGCGGGGUGGGUUGUACAAAGGGGAGACUCCCUGCAGAGAAAGACGGGGUGGGGAAUGGGAUUUCCUGCUCUUCUCCCCACUCGGAGGCGGGAUCCAAGGGCCUUGAGAAGGAGCAGCAGAGUCAGAAGGUGUACUCUGGGAACCAUCGGUUGAAGUACAUCAGCCUGGCGGUGCUGGUGGUCCAGAAUGCCUCGCUCAUCCUGAGCAUCCGCUACGUGCGAACCCUGCCCGGGGAGCGCUUCUUCGCCACCACGGCCGUGGUCAUGGCUGAGCUCCUCAAGGGAGCCACCUGCCUGCUGCUCAUCUUCCUCCAGAAACGAGGCAACGUGAAGCAGUUCGCCCUGUUCCUGUACGACGCCGUGGUGCUGCAGUACAUGGAUACGCUGAAGCUGGCGGUGCCCUCGCUGAUCUACACGCUGCAGAACAACCUCCAGUACGUUGCCAUCUCCAACCUGCCGGCAGCCACCUUCCAGGUCACCUACCAGCUGAAGAUCCUGACCACGGCCAUCUUCUCGGUCCUGAUGCUCCGCAAGAGCCUGUCACGCCUGCAGUGGCUGUCGCUGCUCCUGCUCUUCUCCGGCGUGGCCAUCGUCCAGGUGGAGCAGGGCCAGGCGGGCGGGCAGAGCUCCCCGGGCACAGCCCGCCAGAGCUACGUGGUUGGGCUGGUUGCCGUGGUGGUCUCCUGCCUCUCCUCGGGCUUCGCCGGCGUCUACUUCGAGAAGAUCUUGAAGGGCAGCUCGGCCUCCGUCUGGCUGCGCAAUGUACAGCUGGGCAUCUUCGGGACCCUGCUGGGGCUGCUGGGCAUGUGGUGGGCCGAGGGGGCAGCCGUGGCCGCCCAAGGCUUCUUCCAUGGCUACAGCCCAGUGGUGUGGGGCGUGAUCCUCAACCAGGCCUUCGGCGGCCUCCUGGUGGCCGUGGUGGUGAAGUACGCGGACAACAUCCUCAAGGGCUUCGCCACCUCGCUCUCCAUUGUGGCCUCCACCGUGGCCUCCAUGCACCUCUUCGGCUUCCGCCUGCACCCGCCCUUCGUCCUGGGGGCGGGGCUGGUCAUCGGGGCCGUCUACAUGUACAGUCUGCCCAAGGCUGGGCCGCCCCUGGGCCCCCGCAAGGAGCCCACUACCCCGCUGCCCCUUGGCAAGGAGCACAGCGAGCCGGGCUACCCGCCCAAGCUGGCGUGUAAGGAGAAGGGAUCCUGAGUGAGGCAGUGACUGGGGGGGCGUGAUGGUCACCUCGUCUCCAAACAUCCAGCCCCGUCUUCGGCGAGGGGGCCCCUCUGCCCUGCCCCAGAGGUGGCUGCAUCUCGGUGCCGGGUGAGGCAGCCUGGGAUCCUGCCAGCAUCUUUCAGAAAGAAGAGAUGCAGUGGAAGGGUAGGGCUGGGCGCCAAGACUCCUGGGUUCUCUCCCCCGCUCUGGGAGGGGAGUGGGGUCUGAUGGGUUAGAGCUGGGGGGGCUGAGAGUUCCACCUCACUGCCAUUUCCUGCUUCACCCUGCCUCAGUUUACCCUUGCGUAAAAGGCAGGCAGCCAUUCCUAGGUCCCAGAAGGGGAUGCGCCCCCUCACAGCGUGGCCAGUCCCCCUCGCUCAAGUCCCCCAGUGCUUGGGGGGGGGGGGCGCGGGGGGGCACCCAGGCAUGAACCGCUCAGUAUUAAUGUCCCCUGGGGCAGCCGUGUGGAACCCCCAGUUUUUAUCACUCCCCUUGUGGCCUUUUCUAUUUAUUAUCCAACAUGGAUUUUGACACUAA
This is a messenger RNA of Caretta caretta (loggerhead turtle), 1743 nucleotides long. The record is from RefSeq and is a predicted model, not a curated record. Lineage: Eukaryota; Metazoa; Chordata; Testudines; Cheloniidae.